GUCACAUUGAGACAUUUAUAUUACACACAAUUUUUUUACAGCAAAACAUUUUCUUACAAUGAGGCGCAAUUCAAGUGAUAUUUUCUGUCUCAAAGAGCCACAAGCAGGCGAUACAAGAGGUACGCAAAUGUUUUCAGUUAAUGGACAAUGCCAGUUGUCAAAAGUAGGCAGAAGACGGCACCUUCAUUCGGGAUCCUCUAGUUUUGAGUAUGGUUCUCAUUCGCCACCACCCGGGGAUUCAGCGCAAGUGCUCCAGGAGCCACUGAUGGAAGAAGUGGAGGGUAUAGACGCAUUGGAAUUACACUCGGAUUUACAUGAAGCUCAUCUAGAUUCGCCUAGAUCUGAUAUGGCAGUGGGUACGCUUUCAUCAUCCGCUUGCAGCCCCAGCACUUAUACGAGCGCUGCCAGUAGCCCCAACAAGUUUAAAAGGCCUGCCAAAACAGAAUUCCGUAAGAUUAAUUCUCAAAAAGAAGAAGAAAAAAUUUUGCCCUCUGUCAUGUCAAGAAAUCCUUUAACUGGUGCAGGUCUUGAAACUGAAACGCGCAGGAAUACGAAGAAAGGAGCUACGAGACAGCAAAAGUGGACGUGGUAGAAGGCAAUUGUUCUUAUUUAAAUGUAUUUUUUUCUAAUAAAAUUUCUUGGAGCUUUUAA
This is a messenger RNA of Ceutorhynchus assimilis (cabbage seed weevil), 651 nucleotides long. Lineage: Eukaryota; Metazoa; Arthropoda; Insecta; Coleoptera; Curculionidae. The record is from the annotation of a GenBank genome assembly.